Daphnia carinata is the source of this 1083-nucleotide messenger RNA. Its product is annotated as serine/threonine-protein kinase/endoribonuclease IRE1-like. The transcript is spliced from 3 exons. Gene Ontology annotation, biological process: protein phosphorylation; intrinsic apoptotic signaling pathway in response to endoplasmic reticulum stress; IRE1-mediated unfolded protein response. NCBI's taxonomy places the organism in Eukaryota, Metazoa, Arthropoda, Branchiopoda, Diplostraca, Daphniidae. The record is from RefSeq and is a predicted model, not a curated record. Gene Ontology annotation, molecular function: ATP binding; protein serine/threonine kinase activity; RNA endonuclease activity. The coding region runs from base 89 to 922 and encodes 277 amino acids. Gene Ontology annotation, cellular component: IRE1-TRAF2-ASK1 complex.
AGUGGAAAAUAGCGCGAGACUCUUAAUGAGGCGGACCCUGCCAUACUCCACCUAGAGUCAGGUUAGUUCAGACUGUUACUACAACGAGAUGGAAAUCGACUGUGGCAACAAAGUGUUGGGAAGGGGAGGUUAUGCCACCGUCUUUGAAGGAGUAUGGGGAGUGAAUCGUCGUCCAGUGGCCGUGAAAAGAGUUUUCCUACACGCAGAAGGAACUCGACAAGAAGAAGAGGCGUUAAGAAAACUUGACCAUCCCAAUGUCAUCAAAUUGUUUCACGCUGAAAGUGGCAUCGUCCUCAGAUUUUUUGCUCUGGAACUGUGCCAAGCUUCGUUGGAAAGACUAUUUUUGAAAGAAGGGGAUCCUAGAAAAUACUGCGGACCAAUGCCUCCCCCGCUACAAGUUCUACACCAACUGGCCACGGGACUGGAAUAUAUUCACAGAAUGGAAUUUAUCCAUCGUGACUUAAAACCCGAAAAUGUUCUCAUCUGGGUUGAGCCUAGAACUCAAAAAGUCUUGAUGAAAUGGUCGGGUUUUGGAUUAUGCGAACAUGUUGAUGCAACAGGAAGCUACGUCAUCACUGAAAUUAAAGGAACCCUCAAUUACUUAGCACCUGAAAUUUUAAAAAUGAAAAUGCUAAGAGACACUAUGAAGAGAAAUAAUUUAGAACUGCAAAAGGGGACUCUCAAAAGCGACGUCUUUGGUGAAGGUCUCGUCUUUGGCUAUUUCCUUUCAAAUGGAAAACAUCCUUACGGAGGUGAUCACGCAGAAAUUCAAUCAAACAUUAUCGGCCAAAAUCCCAUCAAUAUGGAACAAAUAGAAGCGCAAUCUACACGAGAGCUACUUUUAAAGAUGUUGACUGAUGAACCAGAAAUCAGACUGUCAUCGUCGGAUGUGGUUAAAGCCCUUGAACAAAUGCAAAACUAAAUACGAUUUGGGUACGACGCGGAUAAGAACAAAUUAAAUAUGUGAAUAAAUUUAACGGAAUGAGAGUGAUUGCCAUUGGUUUCUAAUAAACAGCUUCUAGCGAACAAUGAAGAGGCGGAAGACUUAAUUCAAAAAUAACUAACCUUUACGAAUGCGCAAGU